Candidula unifasciata is the source of this 1503-nucleotide messenger RNA. NCBI's taxonomy places the organism in Eukaryota, Metazoa, Mollusca, Gastropoda, Stylommatophora, Geomitridae. The record is from the annotation of a GenBank genome assembly.
AUGGCGCUCAUAAAAUCAGAAACAUCAAAACUUCCUCACUGGAAUAUUCGAGAGUCGUCCUGUGUUAGACACCAACUUCCAAAAAUUGUGAAGACUCCAGAAAUCGAUUACGACAAUCUGCAGCUUCUUUGUAACAUUCCCGGUCUGACACUGAGUGAUGAUGCAUCAGAUAAAGAAGCGCAUGCCAGAUUUAUGCAGACUUACAAACAAAUAUUUGCACAUAAACUAUCAAAGACCAAAUUUUCUGUCCCCACUAAGAGCGUACACACUUUCAGGAUGAACGCAGGAGAACUACAAGGCAUGGGUAAACAGCUGGCACUUAUAAGUAAACCAGAUAACAAACUUGCCAGAAAAGUGAAUUCAAAGACAGCACAUUCUGGCACCAUCAGAGAACUCUGUAAUGUCCUGCCCAGUCAAAGGAAGAAGGAAGAGCAUAAGUCCACGAGAAAGGCCACAAUUUCAACUCUUAGACACAUUCUAAGGAAAAGUCCGUUGGAACGAACAACAAGUGACAAUGAUCAGAUUUUCUCAAUUCUGCAAACUUUUGAUUUCUUUGUGAACAACGUUGACCCCGCAGUUCUAAAACUUCUGUCUUCUGUGGCAUGCCUAGAAGUUUGGAAGGACGUAAACUUUUAUGUCUAUGGCAAAACAGGCGUACACAUGGUGCUCAAAGGAUCAGUGACACCAGUACUGAAACCAUAUACUUUGGCUGAUGGAGAAGGUGUUUAUCCAAAGCCAAGUGUUUCUUUUGGUGAAUCCAGUGAGGAGGAUGCUUCACAAGUCAGACUUUUUCCUGGUGACUGUUUUGGUUCCUGGUUUCAGUGUGAAGAACCAUAUACAAAAGACCUGAGUGUGCUGACAGCAGAACCAAAUUGUGAAUUUAUGAAAAUCUCUGCAGCUAAUUACCAACAUGUGAUUACACAAAUGAAACACAAAGAACAGACAGAGAAACUUAACCUGCUGAUGUCAUGUGACCAAUACAAGACAUGGCCGAGACAACCACUGUUGUCUGUGGCAGCGUGUAUAGAGUGGGUUUCAUUCCCUCCAAACACAGUUUUGGUGUCUGAAGGCAACAAGUCACCAUUUAUUGGAUUCAUCCAGUCUGGAAAAUGUGCACUUCUGAGAAAACUUCUUGUCCGACGUAACAGCCAAACUGGCCAGACAGAGAAACAGGUAGUGAUGGGAGAACUUGGCCAGCAUGAUUCAUUUGCAGAAAUAAGUUGCCUUUUGGAUGAGUCUGUGAGCUGCUCUAUUGUAACAACCACUCAUGUCAGACUUGGCAUCAUUCAGCCUGAGAAAGCUAAAGGUCUGGAUGAAGUGACAAGACAGCUGAUGGUGCAGUCAAGCAGCAGAAACAUGGAACAUCUCACAAUGGAAGACAUUCAGAAUGAGUACCUUCAACAAGAACAGAGAAGAAAGUGGAAUGCAUUUAAACAAGAACAGGUUCUCAAGGUUGUCAAAGGUCAAGGAAGUCGACACAAGUUGGGCACAUGGGCAAAGUGA